Messenger RNA from Heterostelium album PN500, 3375 nucleotides. Its product is annotated as pleckstrin domain-containing protein. Bases 1 to 3375 code for a protein of 1124 amino acids. The record is from RefSeq and is a predicted model, not a curated record. Gene Ontology annotation, molecular function: ATP binding; protein kinase activity. NCBI's taxonomy places the organism in Eukaryota, Evosea, Eumycetozoa, Acytosteliales, Acytosteliaceae. The transcript is spliced from 3 exons. Gene Ontology annotation, biological process: protein phosphorylation.
AUGGAUGAAAAUAAUACAAUAACAACAACGACAACAACAGUGACAACAACAGAUAAAGUAUUAUAUAGUGGUUUUCUUACUAAACAAGGUGGAACUGUUCAUAAUUAUACACUGUCGUAUUAUGUUACCAAUGUCAAUUGGGAGAAACAACGGCCACGUGGUGUCAUCUAUUUGAAUAAGGACAUAGAGAUUACAGAGAUCGACGUUAAGAAUAGAAAGUAUUGCUUUGCGAUCAACCCUCAUCUAGAUUUAAAGAGUUCUACCGGUAGCAGUGGAUCGUCAUCACCACUCUCCACUUCGCCACCGCAAUCGACUAACUCUGCUGGAUUGGCACAGCUGAUGUCGACCAGUCCCGUUCGAAGAUACGACUAUGCCGACGACGACGUCGGUCAUUACGGCUGUCUGCCAACUUCAUCGGCACUGCCAUCGCCACCACAAAACAGAAUCUACUACAUUUCCGCACAAACCAUAUUCGAUCAGAAGAAAUGGAUCGAAAAGAUCAGAGAAACCAUUGCCAACCACUCAAAUUCCAACUCGAACAACACACAACCACAACCGAUCUACAGAAAACCAAUCUCUGAUCAAAUCAAUAAUUCUUUGAAAGAUAUGGCAACUGGUUGGAAAAGAAAGGAUUCAUUUACACAAUCACCAACUUUAUUAAAUAGGAGAUUCUCAAUGGAAUCAGUUAAUAAUAUGAUAAAAGUUUCACUUUCUAAACGUAAAUUCUUCUUUACUCAUGGCAAUUUAAAUGUUCCAGAGUUAUCUUUUGUAGAUUCUCCACCAAAUGCAGCCUUGAAUAUGAGAAAAGCGACAUCAUCUCCAUUCUAUUCACCGGUGACACAUUUAUCACCAACUUCUUCUUUAUCAUCGACAUCCUCUUCUUCGUCCUCCUCAAAUUCUACAUCCAAUUCCAAUUCACCAACUGCCAUCAGUCAACAUCAAUCACCUGAAUCACCACCUAUUUCACCUGUUUUAAUAAGUAAUAAUAAUAAUAAUAAUAAUAAAUUUAACAAUAACAGCAACAGUAAUAAUAAUAAUAAUAAUCCAAAACAACCAAAGAUAUUAGUACAUCAUUUAGCGAAAGAUUCUUUCCAAAUUUCAAAUUUAGGUGAAUGUCCUAUUGCUUUUGAAAUAUUGUCACCUUUCGAUAUUAGUUAUACACUCAAUUUCAUACCAUCGAAUGGAACCAUUGCAAUUGGAGAGGUUCUAACGAUUUCGGUAGAGUUGUUAGUGUACGAACCGGUACAGACCGACAUCUAUAGUACCGUUCAUGUUAAAGGUGGCGGUGAUUUCACGUUGUUCUGCAGGGUCGACUCUGAUCCUUAUCUUCCAUUGUUUUUACGCGCUUGCAAUGGCAUGGGUCUGAAUGACUCGGAGCAAGCGACAAUGUAUGAUCUGAUCCGUGAGAAGCCCGCCAUUAUGAAGCGACUCCAGGAGAUGGCACACACCAUGAUCUCCAGUGGGCAGAACCUCAAUCCAAAGAUCAAUAACGACUCGAUCCCGCGAUACAUACACUCUGGCGUCAAAGUGUCCAAGUACGCCUUGACAUUCGGACGUCAAGCCGACCAGUCCGCGAACAUCUACCAACUGCUGACCGAGAAGUUUCUCAUCUCAAAUUCCGGUCAGACCGACAUCCGUUUCCACUUUCACCAAUCGAAUUGCCGUCCCAACCAAUUCCAACUCUCACUGGUUCCCACGAAUGGAACACUUGCCAAAGGCGAAUGGUUCUACGUCAAGUGUUCACUCACCGUUUUCGAACAGGUUGAGAUUCAAGAGGUAAUUCAACUCAUUAUCAAUCAACGUGAAGUUCAUUUCAUAUUGGUGAGAAUCAAGUGUGAGAAUAUACAUCCUGGAAACAAAGAGAUCGAUUUGGAUGCAGAGUUGACUGUGCAAGAUAUGCUAGGAACUGGUGCUGCCGGUGAUGUCUACCGUGCACUCAUUUCCACUAACAACUUAAAGAGUCACUUGACACGUGUUAGCUAUGAAAAGGGUAAUUGGUUGCGUCGUAAUCCUUCGGAUUCCAACAUUAUGGUUGCAGUGAAGAAACUUCAUCAAUUCGUUGAGCCAUCGGCCGAGAUGAUCCAAGAUUUCUACAGUGAAAUCAAAGUUCUCAGUAUGUUGAAUCACCCCAACAUUGUCAAGUAUGUCGGUGGUUGUACAAAGAUUGGAAACUGGGCAAUCGUAAUGGAGUAUCUUCCAGGUGGAAAUCUAAUGGACGUGCUUGCCGAUCGCAUUGUCGACAUUCCCUACAAAUUGGUGUUGAGAAUGGCACUGGACAUUGCACAAGGACUACACUAUCUCCAUUCACUUGGCAUCUGGCAUCUCGACUUGAAGUCACCCAACCUUCUAGUGGCUUCGCUCUCACUGAAAGCCAGCGUACACAUCAAAGUAGCGGAUUUCAACACUUGUAUCAACAGGUCGCGUCUCACUGGAAUCUUUGGUCCCGCUGGCGGAUCCGAUGUGAAAGACGCCAAGAAGGGAACGACACUCUGGAUGGCACCUGAAGUAAUCAACGGCUCCGUUUACUCUGAGAAAUGCGACGUCUACUCCUACGGAAUCAUUCUAUGGGAGAUGAUCACGCGAAAACUGCCAUACGACGACAUCACCUUCAACUGUGAGAUCGAACGACAGGUUCUCAAUGGCCGACGUCCAGAGGUACCGUUGGAGUGUCCCGACGAGUAUUCCACACUGAUGCGCCAGUGCUGGGAUGAAUCGGCAGAGAAGCGUCCACAGUUCGACCAGAUCAUACAUCAGUUGAAUCACAUGCUGAUGCAACACGAGCUCAACGAGCAGAAAGCCAAGGCAUCGGUUCGCGGACUCCGCAGAAACCACAGUGGCAGCAGUUUGUUUAUAUCGCCCGCUCUCGAUAUUGGCUCGCACGGCACACCCGACCUCUAUCUCGACCAGAUUCCAUCCAAGACGAAUCGCGCCGACGACAUUCGCAAGUCCAAGAUCAGAGUGCAUGCCAAACGUCAAAGCUCAGACUCCUCGUUCCUGGGUACCGACCAAUCACAUCUUUCCAACACAACUAGAGGUUCCAGUAUUUUACCAUUCAAAUUUUCACCACCAUCAACUCCUCAAACAUCAUUCCGUCAUCAUAAUAAUAAUAAUAAUAAUAAUAAUAAUAAUAAUAAUAAUAAUAAUAACAAUAAUAAUAAUAACGCAUCAUCAAAUAAUAAUAGUAAUAAUAAUAAUAAUAUAAUUUCAAUUCCAUUACCAAAUGAAACUAAUAAUUUAAAUAUACCUGCAUCGAUAACAACAAUGAAAGCAGGUACACGUAAAACCAUUCGAUUCAAUCCUUCAUUCUCGAGGGUCGACAUUCGUUAUCAAAUGAACAAUCAAAAACCAAAUUCACUUCCAAACGACCAAAAGUAA